AUGACCAAGCUAAAGUUAAACGUACUCAUUAUUCCAUUGAAUUAUGCAAAUGAACCAACUAGCGAGAUAGACCCAUUGGUUUGUAAGCGUUUUCUACAUUUGGAAGAUCCAGCAAUUGAUCUUAAUGAACUUAAAGAACGAAUUGAAACUAGAUUCCAAAGGUUAUACCCAGAUGAGGAUAGGCUCCAGAUUGAAGGAUUUCAAGAGAGCGAUCUUUGUGAUUUGGAUCCUGAUUAUUGUAUUUCUGGUGUCUUUCUGUCAGGUGAUAUUUUAAGAACUAUCGUCAAGAAACAAUUUAAAAGCCAGAUCCUAUCAGGAAGUAAUACACGUUCGCAAGGGACACCCAGCCCACCUCUACCCACUGGCGCUACCGAGUUUGCAGGUAGUCACAAACGUACUAAACAGCACGGAUCUUCUGCAGGACCGUCUUUCAAGCCACAAACAAUAGAAGAUCAAAUCGUUGCAACAACGCAACAAAGAGUGAUCUCAUCUACUUCCAGGGAUAAUGGUAAAGGCCAUAUAAUAGCAUCAGACGUGUUGGCUAUCCCUCGACAAGCUAAGCAAUUUCUGGAUAUAGUAGUAAAAUUACCCAACUUUGAAGCCAGAUCCCAUCCAUAUACUUAUAUUUAUGAAGGUGAUAACAUCAAAAGGAUACUUUACUUCAUUCAACAGAUUCUGCUUUGGUAUUCAUAUGGUAAUAAGACAGGUCGUUUCCUUUGUAAAGGCCAUUCAAAACCUCUUUGCACUUCAUAUAUUACUUUGCUGAUCCAUAGAAAAUUGAAUUAA
This is a messenger RNA of Hemisphaericaspora subhashii, 786 nucleotides long. RefSeq lists its product as uncharacterized. Gene Ontology annotation, cellular component: nucleolus. Gene Ontology annotation, biological process: rDNA heterochromatin formation; negative regulation of septation initiation signaling. Bases 1 to 786 code for a protein of 261 amino acids. Lineage: Eukaryota; Fungi; Ascomycota; Pichiomycetes; Serinales; Debaryomycetaceae. The record is from RefSeq and is a predicted model, not a curated record. Gene Ontology annotation, molecular function: rDNA binding; phosphatase activator activity. The transcript is spliced from 2 exons.